Messenger RNA from Anthonomus grandis grandis, 1443 nucleotides. RefSeq lists its product as uncharacterized. The record is from RefSeq and is a predicted model, not a curated record. Gene Ontology annotation, molecular function: DNA binding. The transcript is spliced from 2 exons. Gene Ontology annotation, cellular component: nucleus. The coding region runs from base 417 to 1214 and encodes 265 amino acids. NCBI's taxonomy places the organism in Eukaryota, Metazoa, Arthropoda, Insecta, Coleoptera, Curculionidae.
UUUAAGUAAAAUGCGACGAACCUACGUCAGAAAAUCAACUAGAGGCGAAUGGACUGAAGAAGACCUUAGAGCAGCUGCAAAUGCUUUACGUCAGCAGCCAACCCAGAGUGCAAAUGCGAUUUCUAAAGAAUAUAGAAUCCCUCUACGAACCUUGAUGAGACGUAUAAAGAAUAAAAAUCUUGAAAAGGGAAGUCUUGGACCAACCGCGUCGUUAGGUAUUGAAAAUGAACUUAAACUGGUUUCUUAUAUAAAACGUUUAGAACAAAUUGGCUAUGCUCCAACUUCAAGAGACGUAAGACACCUUGCUUUUACCUUUGCUCAAAGGAAUGGGUUAAAAUGUCGAUUUAACCAAAAAAAAAAAUUAGCAGGCUACGAUUGGUUUAAACUUUUUUUUAAAACGACACCCAACCCUAACCAUGAGAGUAGCUCAAGGUCGUUCAAUUGCACGUUCACUUGGUAUGUCUGCCGCAGAAGCAGAUCCAUACUUCCAAAUAUUAAACGAUACAUUUACGACGCUCAAUUUGUUUGAUAAACCGGCACAAAUUUUCAAUAUAGACGAGAGUGGCUUGCAAUUAUGCAAUAAACCUACCAAAGUCGUGGCCACAAAAGGAGCUAGAGAUGUACAGUCGGUCACGAGCUCAGAAAAAGGAGAAACAGUUAGCGUCAUCACUUGUUGUAACGCAGAAGGUAGCUUUUUGCCUCCCUACGUAAUAUUUAAAGGCAAAAACAAAAAAAGGGAGUUUGAAGAUAACAUGACCCCUGGGUCGGUAGUAGUGAUGUCUCCAGAGUCCGCCUAUGUGAAAACCAGUAUCUUCUCAUCAUGGAAUAAAGACCAUUUUUUGCCUCGUAAGGGACCAGGCCCUGCAGUACUGAUAUUAAAGGGCCAUGCUUCGCAUUGUAAUGACGUGGAUCUUUUGGACUUUUUGGCUGAAAAUGAAAUUGCUGUAGUUUGUUUACCAAGUCACACGACUCACUGGCUUCAGCCUUUAGACCGUUCAUUUUUUAAACCUUUAAAGACCUACUGGAAUAGCGCAUGUAAUCAGUGGAUAAGAAAUCAUCCAGGACGUCGAAUAACCAGGUAUCAGUUUGGAGAACUAUUAAACCAAGCGUGGUCUCAAGCCGCAACGGUUCAGAAUGGUGUUCUGGAUUUCGGGCUUGUGGAAUUUAUCCAUGUCCAAAGAUGCAAUUCCGCACUAUGCAUAUGCUCUAGCUGAACACCAAACUGGAAAUCCACAGAAAGAAGUGGUACAUGUCGAUGCAGAAAACUCUGACGAACAUAGCGGCGUCGUAGCUGUUGUAAAUUUUGGUGAUAUUGCUCCAAUUCCAUCCAUAGCUGGUCCUAGUAGAUCAAACGUUAGAAAACAACACGCAGAAGUCCUUACUUCUCCUGACUACCGCCAAAAAAAAAACGCCAAAAAAUUGAAGGAAAACAAAAGAAGCAAC